This is a messenger RNA of Plutella xylostella (diamondback moth), 1274 nucleotides long. Its product is annotated as phospholipase A1. The record is from RefSeq and is a predicted model, not a curated record. NCBI's taxonomy places the organism in Eukaryota, Metazoa, Arthropoda, Insecta, Lepidoptera, Plutellidae. Gene Ontology annotation, biological process: lipid catabolic process. Gene Ontology annotation, molecular function: serine hydrolase activity; lipase activity.
ACAAAGUAAAACUACAGAUACCAGCCCCUAUAUAAAACGCCGAAACGGCGGAAAAGUUUGGUAGUGACGUGAAUAAUUAAAAUGCGCUUGACGUUUAUAAGUGGCGUGAUUGUGAUUUCACUGGUAUUGGAAACAUGUUUGUGUGAGGACGACCCUGACCACGAUGCGAAGCUCCGGCUGUACCACGGGUCUAUGGAAGAGUUCUCCGAAAUACCGUUCGUUGAAGCAGAACUUCUCUUAGAAAGUUCUCGAUUCGACAGAAACCUGGAUACGGUUAUUUUUGCCCACGGAUUUACCGGGCACCCAGGCGGCCCCGCGAUCCGGGGGGUGAUCUCGGCGUACCUGUCCCGAGGCUCCUGCAACGUGGUGCUCCUGGACUGGCGGCACCAGGCGGCGCACACGCGGCCCUCCAUGGCCAACUCAUACCUCAACUGGGCCGCUCCUAAUGCGAGAAAGCUGGGGGCGAGGUUCGCGGAUGUAUUGAGAACUUUGCAGGCGGCCGGGCUGGACCUAGGCAGAACCCACUUAGUCGGACACUCUCUAGGGGCACAACUCUUUGGCAUCGCCGGGAACAACUUAAUAGCGAGAGGCGUGGAAGUUGGAUGGAUAACGGGCUUAGACCCGGCCAGCACUGACUUCGAAGGGAAGCACCUGGCAGGCAAGCUACACGCGGGAUCAGCCUCAUACGUGGACAUCAUCCACUCCGACCCCAGUAAAUACGGCUACAAGCGAUCCACCGGCACCGUGGACUUCUGGCCUAACUACAGGAACGGCCCCGUGUGGCAGCCGGGAUGCGACAACAAGCCACACCCGAUGUUCUCACCUGAAGACAUUUGCAACCACAACCGCAGCUGGCAGCUCCUGGCGGACGCCCUCCGGUACCCAGGGUCCAUCGUCGGCAGCCACGCCAAGAACUACCGGGUGUGGAAGAACUACUCCGAUAGCGAGAGAAAUGCUGUCACGCUGGUGUUGGGAGAAAGAAGACAUAAUGUGACAAAAGGAAAUUACUAUUUCACAACAAAUAGUGCUUCGCCUUAUGGAAUCGGCGUUAAGGGCCUGUGAUAAAUAGUACUAAGCAAUACAUCUCACUACACGACCAAUGUGAUGAUAGCUUUAUAAGUAAGUAUAAGUUUAUCGAUAAGUACGUAGGUAUUCUUUAUUUUAAAUAGAAAAAAACCAAUAGGUAAAGGCAAAUUAAGUAUAUUUUCAUACAUGCUGUGCAAGUAUUUUAUGAAAAACAUAUGGAAACAGUAAUAAACAUGACUUACCCAUAA